AUGGCGUCUGCAAGCCGUGAGAUGCUGCACCCAAAAGAAGGUAUGGAGGAGGAGGAGGAGGGUGGAUCAGCCGCAAUUAAAGAGGACGAGGAAAAGAAAAUCGCGAGCUUCCUGGAGGAGAUUAAAGAUUUGACAAUAUUGCCCUCUAUGUUGGAACUCGAAUGGGAUUAUAUGCACUCCACCACUUGGAUGGGCUGGAUCACAUGUAUGAGCAGGAAGGAAUUGAGAGGAAUAGAUCUUGGGGAUGUGCGACAUUAUAGUGAUGCAGAGCUCUGUGAAUUUACUAAUGGAUACAGUGAGGACAACAUAUUCUGUCUUGCUCGUAAUGGCCGAUUGUUUAAGGCAAGGGGUUACAAUAACAGGAAAUUGGCCGUCAGAACUUUAGAUGCUGAUAUUGUGCUUCUUAGAGAUCCCUUGAUCAAAUCUCAUCCCAACUUUGUCAAACUGAUUGGAUAUAGCUGUGAAAGAAAGUUGGCGUUUGUGUUUGAUCUUGAUCCGAAAACAAGAGUCCAUGAACUCCUUACUUCCGAUGAUUUUGGAUUGGACGCUCGUAUGAAAGUGGCUAUGGAUUUUGGCCGCCUCUUGAAAUUCUCUCACGAAAAUCUGAUCAUUUAUGGGAGUAUUGAUGCCAAGGACAUAAUCAUCGAUCAGGACUCGAAUGUGAAGUUCUUUGAUUUUGGUUUUCAUAAACGAGUCAAAAACAAGGAUGAGAAGAUUGAGGCUCAAAGCUUCUAUAAAGAUCUUGGAUAUUACGCUCCUGAGGCUUACAAAUAUCCAGUAGGUUUGUGGUCAAUGAAAUCAGAUGUGUGUGCAUAUGGCAUUCUACUCGUGAAUCUGGUCUGUAAGAAACAAGGGGCUAUAUGGUUCUGGAAAUUGAUAAAGAGUGGAAAUGUGCCAGUGGUGAGUGAUAGUUUUCAGAUGGAUGAGCAUACUAAAUCUGGAAUCAUCGGUUUGGCCAUGUUGUGUGUGAACAAGGACCCGACCUGUCGACCUGAUAUGGGGACAGUGGUCGAGAAUUUGGAAAAUCUGAUUGCUAAUCGCUCAAUAGUGACUCGUCAUGGACUGAUUGAGUUGGAUGUAGCUAGAACACUAGUUUGCAGCAGUUAG
Striga hermonthica is the source of this 1107-nucleotide messenger RNA. Lineage: Eukaryota; Viridiplantae; Streptophyta; Magnoliopsida; Lamiales; Orobanchaceae. The record is from the annotation of a GenBank genome assembly.